Messenger RNA from Symbiodinium pilosum, 306 nucleotides. The record is from the annotation of a GenBank genome assembly. Lineage: Eukaryota; Dinophyceae; Suessiales; Symbiodiniaceae.
AUGUCGUGCCAGGUCAAUAUCAAUUUCACCCAGCUGGCGCUCACGGCUGGCUGGAAUUCGAAAUUGUUCUCAGAUGAGACUGGCCAUGGCGUGGGAUGGGCUGUAGGCGAGCUUGAUCUAGCUCAUGAUGGGACCAUUCUGGCGAAGUGCUCAAGCUCCUUCUUUCUGGACUCCGAUUUGGCUUUGCGUUUGGCGGACGUCUACGGAGAGAACAGAUCAGUGCACGUACUUCUCCUGAGGAAGGGUCGCCAUCGCGUCUUUGUCAAAGCCGGAGAGCCAGGCUGGGUUGAGAAUUCAGGGUUUUAG